Molecule: messenger RNA, 3258 nt
Organism: Suricata suricatta (meerkat)
Lineage: Eukaryota; Metazoa; Chordata; Mammalia; Carnivora; Herpestidae
Gene: MOGAT1
Product: monoacylglycerol O-acyltransferase 1
Exons: 6
Coding region: 69-1496 (475 amino acids)
Biological process (GO): triglyceride biosynthetic process; diacylglycerol biosynthetic process
Cellular component (GO): endoplasmic reticulum membrane
Molecular function (GO): diacylglycerol O-acyltransferase activity
Source: RefSeq, a predicted model, not a curated record
GGCAACUCCUUGAACUAACACUUCCCCAGCCUCCGAGAGCUCGGAGGAAGGGGUGGGUUUAAGGGCGGAUGCUGAAGCCGAUCGAUCAGCUGAACGGCGGAUCCUGGUGCAGAUCCCGGGUCCUCCGAAGGCUACAGGAGCCCCCGCUGCCGAACUCGGACGGGCCGCCAGCCAACCCCCCGGCCACCCCUAGUGCCCCAAGCGGCGCGCCCUCAGCAGCGCCUCCCCGCGCCAGCCAAUGCGCCCCGGGCGCGCCAGCUGCCCCGGGGCCCGGGCGCCGCGAUUGGCAGCCCCCGGCCUCAGCCCUCGCGCCCCACCCAGACGACGUUCCGCCCUCGCCGGCUCCGCGGCCGCCGCCGAUCCCCACUCUCCGCCCCGGGGGUGUCCUGCGCGGGGCCCGGAUCCGGCCGCACUCUCCUCCCAGGCGCCGCGGAGACACCAGGUUGGAAGCGCCCUCAGUCGGCGCAGUCCUCUCCCAGGGCCGGACCAUGAAGGUCGAGUUUGCGCCGCUGAACAUCCCGCUGGCGCGGCGGCUGCAGACGGCCGCGGUGCUGCAGUGGGUCCUGUCUUUCCUCCUGCUCGCACAGGUGUGCAUUGGGAUCAUUGUGAUACUGAUCAUACACAACUAUUGGUUCCUCUAUGUCCCUUAUAUGACAUGGCUUUACUUUGACUGGCGUACCCCAGAACAGGGGGGCAGGAGAUCCAACUGGGUCAGAAGCUGGACCGUUUGGAGGUAUUUUAAGGACUAUUUUCCAAUUCAUCUCAUCAAAACUUGGGAUUUGGAUCCAAGUCACAACUACAUAUUUGGGUUUCACCCCCACGGAGUACUUGUUGCCGGAGCCUUUGGAAAUUUUUGUACGAGUCAUUCAGACUUCGAACAGCUGUUUCCCCGCUUCACUGCAUAUCUUCAUGUGCUCCCAUUUUGGUUCCGGUGUCCUCUCUUUCGAGAAUAUCUGAUGAGUAGUGGGCCAGUCUCAGUUUCUAAGAAAAGUGUGUCCCAUGUGCUGAGCAAGGAGGGAGGUGGAAACAUUUCAGUCAUUGUUCUUGGGGGCGCAGAAGAAUCACUGGAUGCCCAUCCUGGAAAAUUCACUCUGUUUAUCCGCCAGCGGAAAGGAUUUGUUAAAAUUGCUUUGACCCACGGCGCCUCCUUGGUACCAGUGUUUUCUUUUGGAGAAAAUGAGCUAUUUAAGCAAGUUAGCAACCCUGAAGGCUCCUGGCUUCGAACUGUGCAAGAGAAGCUACAGAAGAUCAUGGGGUUUGCUUUGCCUCUUUUCCAUGCCAGAGGGAUUUUUCAGUACAAUUUCGGCCUGAUGCCAUACAGGAAACCCAUCCACACUGUUGUUGGCCGCCCAAUCCCCGUGCAGCAGACUCUGCACCCCACCACGGAGCAGAUUGAGGAGUUACAUCAGACCUACAUGGAGGAGCUAAGGAAAUUAUUUGAGGCGCACAAAAGGAAGUAUGGUAUUCCAGAACACAAAACUCUCAUUUUUAAAUAACUAUCCUCUCAGCAGGCAUACCAGAAGAUGCGAGAACAUCCCGUUGGAGAAUAUAUAUUUUAAAUAAGGAUUUUCUUCUUUGACUGUGGACUCAAAUUUGCAACUGGAAAGUAUGAUUUGUGGUGAUGGAUGUUGAUGAGCAUCCAGGGACAAUAAAAAUACACUGGGUGACUCUAGGAGAAGCGUGGAGAAGACUAUAACCCCGUCUAAUAAUCCUUCUCAUCGAAGAAGGGCCAGUCAUUUCGCAGGUAAAGAAAAAGUUUAGAAUUAUUCAUGUGCCCAAGGAAAAAAAAGAAAAAAGACAGCUUCAAAAAAUAAUUAGACCCUUUUACUAAGCAUCGCCGUAAUUUAACGUAGUGUUUUCACUGCGGAUGACAGCUGUGGUUUAGCACAGCUUGGAGCAGUUAGACUGUGUGUGAACUAAUUUUCCAUACAGAGCUAAAGGAGAUCAUUUCUUUCUUUUCUUUUUUUUUUUUCUGCUUGAACCGACCAUUUUGGGGUGAAUAAUGUUCCUUUUCCGGCUGAGAUAAUUUGAUCCCUUUAGGUCAUGUCAACCAAUGCAUUUUUAUCCAACAGUGCAGAAUUUUAAUGCAGUUUUUGAAAUAGGAUGCGUCUACCAUUUGGAAACCCAUGUGGGUGAGAGCGUGCCUCGUCAUUUCUAUUCAUGCUUUGAAACAUUCAUGCUUGUCAUUUGCUUAGAAGCAUGUUCAUUUGCUCUAGACCAAGGAGGCCUUUUGGGAGACAUGCUUUAGAACGUUAAAAUUCCAGAAAGUUGUCACGGCCAUAGAAAUGAUUUGAAUUUUCUUCCCAAAUCCCUUUUGAGAGUAAGGCCAGCUAUGAGAGAAAGCGCCCUCUUUGGUUGUCGCCUGUCCAGUUACAGCUGUCUGGUCCAGGAGAGUGGGGACCCUGUUCCUUCUGAUCAUGGAUUCUUCCCUAGGGUCUAGGCUGGGCACAAAACAAGUACUUGUUUAGUGAAUAUAUUUAUGGAUGGACCCACAAAGGCAAAAAAAUUUUAAAGCUGUACCAUAGGAUGAACCUAUUGAAAGAAAAGAUCCGCUUUCAGAAGGAGAGAAUGUAUGGGGUCUGACUGUCUCAUCUGGUGACGGACAAGGUUGCAGGCUGGUCUAUCAGGUGCACGUGAAAAGGCGGUUUCUGAUCAUUAGGGCACUAAGAGUUAAGUAAUUAUUCAGUAAUAAGUGAGAAGAAGUUUCCAGGUGAUCUCCAUUGCUCUAGGUUGCUUCUUUACCUCCUGUACUCUGGGUAUUUGGGGCAACUUCAUGGAGUUGUUCUAAAUGACUAGUAAUACAUCUUCAGGCCUCUAAUCUUUAAAGCGACAAUCCCUGGGCUGGAGCCUGGACGGAGUUCAGUGUCAGUCAAACAAAGUCAUGCUGGGUAACGUCUUGAGUAGGAAAGCAUUUCACACCGGAAAAAAACGAACAUGCCUUUGGCUUCACACUGGUUGAGCAAUCCAGUGUGACCUGACCCACAGCCUUGGAAUUAGAUCAAUUAUUUGUCAAAGCAGGGAAUAGGUCACAACCUCUUUUUAACAGAUGCAGAAAAUUUGACCAGAAAGCCUUUUUGGUAUUAUUCAACACCAACAAGGUAUAACGGAGCCCCAUUUGCAGAAAACGACACCCCGGCCAGUCAGGGGUCAGUGUUUCAGAAUACCACAAUGACUAGAGACCUUUGUUAUUACAAAAUCCGUGAAUGUCAUUGUUUAGAGAAGUUCAUUAAAGUCUCUUGUGAUUUCACAAAAGUAAGA